UGUAAGAUAAAAAAGAAAAGGCUAAAUAAGAUGCAGCCAUAUAGUUGCAUCUUAUUUAUAUUUUAUAUACAAGGUAAAGUAAUAGAUUUUAAAUUUAGUAGAAAGCGGCUUACAGACUGGAGAAAUUCAAGAAAAGCUGUCUGCGAAUUUUCUCAAUCUUUUAAUCAAAAGGAAGAUGUAAAAAGUUCAGAUUUUGAAGAUCAGAGUGCAGAUAGUGAAUCUGUAUAUAAUUUUGCUGCAGAUAAUGUAAUAUAUCCAAGUUUAACUACUGGCUCGAGACCAACAUUUAGUAAUGCAUUGCAACAAAGAUAUGUUUUGUCUUCUGAUUCAAUUAUUGAAAAUCAGGGAGAGAGAUUCAUAGAUAAUAAAGGCGGGGAUCAGGAUAAAAUGUAUUUGUCUCUAAAUGAUAGUUAUAUUGAAAAAGAGCCAUUUGAAACAGUUAUUUUUCAAAAAGAAAUAAAAAUUUGGAGUUUAAAACACAACUGCACACGGCAAUGUACCAAUGAUUUAUUGACUAUUUUAAAUCGUCAUGGGCACCAGGAAAUGCCAAAAGAUGCAAGGACACUUUUGUGUACACGAAGAGUUGUGAAAACAGCAUCUUUGAGAAAUGGAAAUUACAUUUAUUUUGGCAUAAAACAAGGUAUUGAAAACAUAUUGCAAUUUCAAGACUUCAACUCCACUAAAAUUAAUCUUAUAUGUAAUGUCGAUGGUCUACCACUAUUUAAAUCCAGUGCCUACCAAGUUUGGCCUAUACUUUGUCAGUUUGGAUAUUUUAAACCGUUUGUUGUUGGAUUGUAUGGCGGUAAAAUAAAACCGUGUGCUUCUGAAUUAUUAGCAGAUUUUGCAGAAGAGUUAAAAACUUUCAAACAACCUGAAGAAAUACUUGGUAAGAUCUUCAAUAUUUCUUUGUUUGCAAUAACAUGUGAUGCCCCUGGUAGGGCGCUUUUAAAAGGCACAAUUGAACAUUCUGGAUACUAUGCAUGCGAGAGAUGCAAUUUGUCUGGUUUUUCUAUUCAUGGUCGUAUUGUUUAUGAUAAAUGUCAGGAAACAGUUACAAAUAGAAACAAUGCUGAUUUAAAAGCCGGAUUAUACUCUCAAAAAGACAAUGAUGGUCGGUGCCAUCUUCAUACAAGAACUCCACUGUUUGAUGUUGAAGAUUUAGACAUGAUUCAGGAUUUUGCUCUUGACUAUAUGCACUUAGUUAAUUUAGGUGUUAUGAGACGUAUGUUAUAUUACUACAAAGUUUCAAAUAUGCUCCACCCAAAGGAACGAGUUCCUAGUCCAAAUUUGCAUGCUUUAAGUUGCACAACAUCUGGUUCUUCAUCACCAAAUCAAUUGGAUGUGCCACUAUUAUCUCUAUGGAAAAGAAGUAAAAGUAAAAUGGGGUGUGUAGUACAGUUAAGAUCGAAUGAAGACUCACAACAAUCGGAUUUAGAAUCAUAUCAUUUUACUAAAAGUUCUACAUCUUUCAAGAUUGGUGAUGGUGGUGUUUCAUUUAAGGAGAUGACAAACAAACAGUUUCAGUAUGCAAUGCUAAUGAAACUAGAUUCAUUGCAGCAAAAUCAAGUUAAAAUUAUGGAGCGAUUAGAGAACCUGGAAACACAUCCAAAAAGUGACACUAUUGAUUUGGGUGCCAUAAUUGCAAUCCCACACGGAGAUAUUGGGUGUUUUAAUAAUGAAGAAGAAAAUCUUAGAGCAAGUUCUAGCGCUAGGAAAAACAAGAUCACUCAAAUCAAAGCUGUUGGUGGUGCAACAGCCCGCAAAACUGUCAAAAAUGUUUUAAACCAGUUGAUGGUGCCACAAGUCCAAAACUUAUUUAGUAAAGAUGGAUUGAAAGGCAAGCUUAAGUUUACAGCUACGCAACAUUACAAUUGUAUUAAAGAAGGCUUAGUAUCCGAAAGAACUGGUUAUGAUGCCGCAAAUAUCGAAGCCCUUGUUGGAGAUUUAUUGAAGCGGGCAUUGCCGAAAGUGAAAACAAUUAGCAAUGUUGACGUUCACGAAGAAGAAGCAACAUAAAAUUUUUUCUUUGUAUAUAGAUUAUUUUUAAAAGUAAAUGGAUUUUACACA
Messenger RNA from Hydra vulgaris (swiftwater hydra), 2067 nucleotides. The record is from RefSeq and is a predicted model, not a curated record. Lineage: Eukaryota; Metazoa; Cnidaria; Hydrozoa; Anthoathecata; Hydridae.